UAUCUUAGCCCCGUACUCAAAAAUUCAAAGUUCAAAGAAACUGGUUGCAUUACACCUGAAGAGUUUAUAGCUGCCGGUGACUUUUUGGUCUACAAAUGUCCGACUUGGAAAUGGGAAAUCGGUGAAGUGAGCAAAAGACGAGAUUACCUUCCAAUUGAAAAGCAAUUUCUUAUUACAAAAAAUGUUCCUUGCUUAAGACGCGUUAAACAGAUGGAAUAUACAGAUGAAGAUGCUGAAACUCAAAUCGAAACCGAGAAUGGCGAAGAUGCAUGGGUUGCCACUCAUAGUGGUCGUGCAACAACAAAUAUUGAGGAAAUCGCACAGAUUGAAGGUGAAGAAGAUGAAAUUUGCAAAAAAAUUAGUAACAUUGUAUUGGAAGAAGCGAAUGAGAAGGAGGAAGUCGACGUUCCUGAUAUCAACGAUAUUCCAGACAUGGAUGAUAUUGGUGACGGUGUGGCUGAAGAAGAUGAUCCAGCAACGUUAGCUGAAGCUAACAACACUGGAACAUCGGCAAAUGACGAUGGACCAAGUGAUAAAAUUCUUCAAGUGCGAACAUACGACGUAUUUAUUACAUAUGAUAAAUAUUAUCAAACACCUCGUAUGUGGCUAUUUGGCUACGAUGAGCAUCGACGGCCACUGACUUCGAUCCAAACCUUUGAAGAUAUUUCCCAAGACUAUGCCAAAAAAACCGUAACUAUUGAAACUCAUCCACAUUUGAAUAUGUCUUUGGCUAGUAUUCAUCCAUGUCGUCAUGCUCAAGUUAUGAAAAAGAUUAUCGAAAAGAUGAAUGAAGAAAGCAUAAAAAAAUUUGAAUUACUUCAGCAGCAAUUUGGGAAUGCUGCAGAUUCUAACGCUCCGUCAGUGGAGCAAGCACAAGUGAGAGUUGAUCAGUGA
Dentiscutata erythropus is the source of this 894-nucleotide messenger RNA. The record is from the annotation of a GenBank genome assembly. NCBI's taxonomy places the organism in Eukaryota, Fungi, Glomeromycota, Glomeromycetes, Diversisporales, Gigasporaceae.